This is a messenger RNA of Oppiella nova, 1872 nucleotides long. The record is from the annotation of a GenBank genome assembly. NCBI's taxonomy places the organism in Eukaryota, Metazoa, Arthropoda, Arachnida, Sarcoptiformes, Oppiidae.
UACCAUAAAUGGAUCCAAAGCUUCAAACGACAGUCCGAUGUCCACGUGUUGGAGAUGUUAGUGAAGCAUCGGAUGCCCAGUGAUGUGCCCUCACAGCUGGACAAACAGAUACCACUCUGUGAUGAGCCCAUUAAAGCCAUGAAUGAGUGUCGGAUCAGCUCUUUGCGUGCCAAAGUGAUACACGUGGAGACGCCAACCCUGAUGUACAUUCACCUCAAGAGUAGAGAUCAGUCGUAUCGGGAACUGAGACAAGGAUUGCGUUUCUAUGACGGAGAUGAUCACCACAAUAGAGACUACGUGUUGCCCAAAGAGUUGGCUCUGAAGGGCUACCUGUGCGCUGUCCGCAACCCAUUGGAUUGGGACAACUGGCACAGGGCUAGGAUUAUACACGUAUUGGACAAUUCCGUCACUUUGUUUGCCAUCGAUUUCGGCAAUUUUAUCACUGAAACCAUCGGUGAGUUACGGCUAUUGAGGGCUGAGUUCUUCUCAUAUCCCAUACAAGCCAUCAAAGUAUCUCUGAGUGGUAUCGCGCCGUUCGCUAUGAAGUGGUCGGACGGGGCCAUCGACUUCAUGAAGAAGUUUGUCCGCAAAUAUAAGUCUGAAUACAACUUGGGCUGUGUUUUCAUCGACCAAUUGCCUGAUGACUACUACUCUGUAAUUCUGCACCAAAUGGUGUCCGUCGACGUGGAGGGCACCCCCCAAAUGAUGCCCAUCUACUUGCACGAGAAGCUCAUCCUUUCGGGUUUCGCUCAAAUGAUAUCCACGUGUUGGACACAAAUCGAGUUUACUAUCCAUUCGAGUGUUCCGUAUGAAGCCAUUGAAGAGCCUCUGCUGGCCAUCAAAUGCGAGGCAGACUUCGGUGCCUAUGAGUCGCCCACUGUUUGCGACAAACAAACUAAUGUCAACGAGAAUGGCAUUCAUGAGAGUAGUCCCGAACCACACGAAUCCAGUCCCGAACCCCUAUUCGAAGACAAUAUUGAGUCCAAACAGAGCUCUUUGGAUGAGUUUAGAUCAGAAAACUUACUAUUGCGAGCCGUCUCAGGAACGAUAGCCCUUUCAUCAGUAUUCAUGGCCUACCGAUUGAUGCCGUUUUCAGACGCCUCCACAAUCCACUUCUCGUCGCCAGUCUUUGUCACUGUUUUCGCAUUCUUUAUACUCAAAGAGCCCUUCACUGCUAUUCAAGUGAUAACAGGAAUCAUGACUCUCAUAGGGGUUACCAUUAUAUCAAAGCCUGAAUUCCUGUUUGAAUCGGAAUCGGUUGUCAUUCACGAGCACCGACUGGAGGGUACAAUCCUGGCAGUUGUGGCCGCCAUUAGUGCCGCCUUCGCUAUAAUCAACUUAAGGAAGUUGAAGACUACGGCCGCCGCUGUCGUCGUAUUUUGGUUUGCAUUCGCUAUCAUCAUAUUUGGGACGACUGUCCUCGCAAUACUCAAUCAGUUUGUAAUGCCGACCGGCCUCUGGGCCUACUCUCUAUUGGUUGUCAUCGGACUUCUCGGUAUUGGAGACCAGUAUUUCUUGACGAUAGCCCUCCAGAACGAGAGCGCCGGACCUGUUUCUGUGGUGCGGACCUUCAAUAUCGUGCUCUCCUUUAUUUGGGAGGCAUUCAUAUUAUCGGAAGCCAUAGAGUGGACAUCAGUGUUGGGGGCGACCAUCAUAUCAUCGUGUGUUGUGAUCCUGGCUAUAGUCAAAUGGCAGUCAGAGAAACCAGAAAUGUUUGCUUCAAUGUAUGGUUUCUUCAAAUGUUGCCAUAAAUCUGAUCAUAACCUGAAGACAACCCCACAAUCGCUGUGCGCUUCAACCGAUAACAUACUAAUAGACGAACCGGAAGUUCAACACACCGUCCAUUCAAAUACUAUUUUCAUUCAUUCUUAA